ACGGCACCGCGCCAACCGCGCGCACCCCGCAUCAAUUGCCCCUCCCUCCCUCGCUCGCCGACCGCAGAGGCUUCCUUCCUUCCGUGGGACACUAUCGGAAGAAGCAGCAGGUGCGCGCUCGGUACGGUCCACACAUGGCGUCGGUGAUGCACCGGUCGAGCUCGGACGGCGGGUCGAGCAGCGGGUGGUCGGACGCGGCGGCGGCGGUCUCGGCGGCCGCGGAGGACCGGGCCGGCUGGGAGGUGCGCCCGAGCGGGAUGGUCGUGCAGGCGCGGGAGGACGGGGCGCCGCCGAGGCCGCCGCCGCCGGAGAUCAGGGUGCGCGUCAAGUACGGCGGCGCGCGACACGAGGUCCCCGUCUCCCCCAUUGCCACGUUCUGGCAGCUGAAGAAGCUUCUCGCGUCGAGGACGGGGCUGCAGCCGGCGGACCAGCAGCUGACCUACAAGGGCCGUGCGCGGGGCAACACGGAGUACCUGGACGCGUGCGGCGUGAAGAACAAGUCGAAGCUGGUGCUGGCCGAGGACCCCGCCAGCCUUGAGCGCCGCUACAUCGAGCGCCAGAAGAACGCCAAGAUCGAGAGCGCGAACCGCGCCAUCGGCGCCAUCGCGCUCGAGGUCGAUAAGCUCGCCGAUCAGGUAACCAGCAUCGAGAAAUCGAUCUCCAGAGGGAACAAGGUGGCCGAGGUGCAGAUCACGACGCUGAUCGAGCUGCUGAUGCGGCACGCGGUGAAGCUGGAGAGCAUACCUGCAGUCGGGGACUCCUCUUCGCAGAGGAACAUUCAGGCGAAGCGGGUGCAGAAGUGUGUGGAGACGCUGGACGUUCUCAAGGUCUCCAACGCGCGGCUGCAGGCCGUCGUGGUGACGACGAAAUGGGAGACGUUCGAGGCGCCGGCCACCACGCAGUGGGAGCUCUUCGACUGAAAAUCGUCGAUCAGUAAAGCGGAUACGUGUAUACGUGCGUGGUGUUUGUUUUUCUUUUCUUUCCGUGUUGUCUCAGUUUUGGUGCCCAUUCGUUGUGAUCGUGGUGAACCGGUAGGUUAGGAUGCUAGGAGAACCAAAACCCCACCAUUAACUGUCUGUAAUCGCACAGCAAAUCAUUCCUCCCCGCCGGCUGUAGUCUAUUGAUCGGCCCUAAUAAAGGAAAGCAACACCGUUCUUUUUGUAUCGUACA
Messenger RNA from Panicum hallii, 1170 nucleotides. Its product is annotated as BAG family molecular chaperone regulator 1-like. NCBI's taxonomy places the organism in Eukaryota, Viridiplantae, Streptophyta, Magnoliopsida, Poales, Poaceae. Gene Ontology annotation, molecular function: adenyl-nucleotide exchange factor activity; protein-folding chaperone binding. The transcript has 4 exons. Gene Ontology annotation, biological process: protein stabilization. Gene Ontology annotation, cellular component: cytoplasm. The coding region runs from base 135 to 920 and encodes 261 amino acids. The record is from RefSeq and is a predicted model, not a curated record.